AUGCCAUCGUUGAUCUUCGUUGGAAACGGAAAGGAAACAUACUGGCUAUUGUUUGGAAACCAUUAUUUCAACAUCCUCAUUUCAGCUGUCGAUGUAGCCAAGCAGCUCCUCCCAGUCCCUCCAGACGGUGGCUAUGGUUGGGUGAUCGUGUUAGCGGCUUUUUGCUCGAAUCUCAUCAUUGACGGCAUUUGUACUUGCUUCACCGAGUUCAAGCCGAGUUAUCAAGCGGAAUUUAAAGGAUCCAAUGCUCUGACAGCUCUGAUCGGCUCACUUCUUAUCGGUGUCUACUUGCUCGUUGGACCAUUCGUUGGAGCAAUGUGCAAUAAGCUGGGCGCUCGAAAAACGGUGAUCAUUGGAUCAAUCAUCGCUGGAUGUGCCUUCAUUUUGGCCACAUUUUCGCCAAAUCUGAUCGUUUUUGUCUCAAUUUAUGGAGUCUUGGGAGGAAUCGGCUUUGGAAUGAUCUAUCUACCAGCCAUUGUUUCUGUUGGACAAUAUUUCGAAAGUAAAAGAGCCAUAGCCACAGGAAUCGCCGUAGCUGGGUCCGGGGUUGGGACAAUGUUGAUGCCCUUUGUUGCUCGAUUCGCUAUACAGAACCUAGCCUGGAAAGGAGCUGACUUUGUGCUGGCUGGCUUGAUCUCUUUGUGCAUUAUCUCUGGACUGUUGUACAGAAAAUUGACUCCACCUGCGUUGAGCAAAAAAGACUCAGUGAAAGUCAAAGAGGAGCCUGAGAAAGAGCACGAAGCUAAAGCGAUUGAAAAGAUGAAAGACGCAUUGUCACACUGUGAAGAUGAUGAGAGUGUUUUCGCUGAAUCAUGGGCUAAAUCGAGUAACGACAUGCCGAUGGGAAGGAUAAGAAAUGAGUUAUCACAAUGCGAUGAAGAUGAUGAGAUGUCGUUUGCUAAAUCAUGGGCAAAUCGCCAAAAGAUGCCCAGCGAUGCUGGACGACGGUCGAGCGCCGGUGCUCUGUCUCAAUGUGAUGAGAAUGAGGAGAUGUCAUUUGCACAAUCAUGGGCCAAAGCGAUCGCUGAUCGAAAACAAAAAACAAACAAUCCAUUGUCUCGUGUGAGAAACGAGUUGUCUCAUUGUGAAGAUGGAGGAGAUAAGGGAUUCGCGAAAUCUUGGGCCGGUCAAAAAGCACGCCGAACCACGGUGAGACAACGCAAACUGACGCUCACUGGGGUCAAUGAAGAGCUCACUCAACCAAAAGGUGAUUUGGCGAAGAGUAUUCGGGAGUUGAGAAUCAAUUUGACUCCCCAUGAAGCCGAGGAAAUCGCAAAGCCAUUGAAUCGACAGGACAUCAUGUACUCGGGAUCGAUCAAAAGGCUCAAUCGAUACAGGAAAGAGGGUGGUGGCCUCUCCUAUCGAGCCUCGAUCACCACGAUCCCAAAAACGAUCAUUGAAGAAACUCCUUUGGUUGAUGAAGAAGAAAAACGCAAAUGCAAGUUGUGCCCAUCUUUUCUCGGAGACAUCAUCGAUUUCGAGCUGUUAAAGAACCCGAUCAUGCUUCUCUUGUGCCUUUCGAAUCUCCUUGCCAGUCUCGCUUAUUUCACUCCUUUUGUUUUCCUUAAAGAUUUGGCGAUCUCAAAAGGAAUCCCUGAAAAGGAUACCAUCUAUUUUGUGCCAUUGAUUGGAGUGACGAACACUGUUGGUCGAAUCCUCUCCGGAUGGCUGGCCGAUCGUCAGUUCGUUUCCUCUCUGACCAUCGUCACCUUUUCUCAGUUCAUUUGCGGUCUCCUCUGCCUGGCCGCUCCAUUCUGUCACACCUAUUCAAUGCUAUUAGUUUACGGUGCCCUGUUUGGAUUCAUCAUUUCUGCUUACAUCUGUUUAUCGUCAAUCGUGUUGGCUGAUCUGUUAGGCAUCGAGCGAUUGACAAGCUCCUUUGGUCUUCUAGCUGUCUCGAGAGGAGUGGCAUGUCUUUUGGGGACACCGUUUGCAGGACUAGCUUUUGAUGUGACUCGAUCUUAUGACGUGUGUUUCUAUGUGGGUGGAGCGGUGCUUGUAGCAGCUUCCAGCGUUUCGACAAUCAUUCGAAUCGUUCGCCGAUAUCACUCACGGAGAGUUCACAGUGAAGGAGAGAAUGUCGAAGAAUCGACAGAA
Mesorhabditis belari is the source of this 2097-nucleotide messenger RNA. The record is from the annotation of a GenBank genome assembly. Lineage: Eukaryota; Metazoa; Nematoda; Chromadorea; Rhabditida; Rhabditidae.